Photinus pyralis (common eastern firefly) is the source of this 5084-nucleotide messenger RNA. RefSeq lists its product as uncharacterized. The coding region runs from base 1587 to 3506 and encodes 639 amino acids. Gene Ontology annotation, cellular component: nucleus. NCBI's taxonomy places the organism in Eukaryota, Metazoa, Arthropoda, Insecta, Coleoptera, Lampyridae. The transcript is spliced from 3 exons. The record is from RefSeq and is a predicted model, not a curated record. Gene Ontology annotation, molecular function: DNA binding.
CUCUAGUUCUCGUUUUUGCAUUGCAUUGUGUUGUUUUUUUUACUUAGCGUAGCGGUAGCUGUUAUUAUAAUUUAUAUAUAACAGCCAACAGCAUCAAGAAAGAAUGGAUCAUCCAGAUUGGAGAAAUCAGUGUGAUGGGAAAGGGAAACCUACGCCUUUGGACCAGUUAUCAACUGCCAGCAAUUCCAGAGGGGAUUUGGAGCAUGAAGAGCAAGAGGUAGAAAUAGAAAUGUCAGAUUUCGAUUCUGUGGCUGAAACGGGACCAAUAAUGUCUGGUACUAGUCGACUUGAUCCCCAAACCCCUCCCAAGACUAGAAAUCUUAAACGACGUUGUUAUUUCAAUAAGGAAUGGCGAAAGAAGUUUUCAUGGAUAAAACCAGCAUCUAGUAACACUGAUGCAUAUUGCAAAAUUUGUUGCAACUCUUUUACAGUGAGUUUUAUGGGAAUAUCGGCUGUUAUCAAACACAGUCAAACCUCCUUGCAUACGAAGAAAUUAUCCGCAGGAACAAGAUCACAGCUUCUGGAUAAAUUUGUGGUAAAAAAAGACACAAAAGAGGAAUUAAAAAUUAUUUUAGCCGAAAUCUGUAAAAUUUACCAUACGGUAAAACAUAAUCAGUCUUACAAUGGAUUAGAUUGUUGUAUAAAGUUAGAUAAAAUUAUUUAUCCUGACUCAAGUAUUACGUCAAAAUUAUCAUGCGGACGAACCAAAAGCGAAAUGAUUGCAAAAAAUGUUUUAGGUAAAAAAGCUUUAGAUAAUGUUAUUGAAUUGGUAAACAAUCAUGUACUCCGUCUCUUUUUUACUGUUCAAUUAGAUGCAUCUAAUAGAAAAAAUAUUAAAUUGUUUCCAAUUUCAAUUCAAGUUUUUACCUUUAAAGACGGUUUGCAAAAUUAUUUGCUUCAUUUUUGUGAAAAUAGUGAUGAAUCCGCAGACGGAAUGUUCAUGAUGGCAGACAACUGUAUGAAAAUGUUAAAGCUUGAUUGGAACAAUGUUUCUUGUUUAAGCGCUGAUAAUACAAACUCCAAUUUUGGCAAACAUCACAGUCUUUAUACAAACAUGACUGCUGUUAACAAGCAUAAGGUAAAGCGAGGAGUUUGCGCGGUAGGAGUGAUUGCGCGGAUGUCAAACAGUGAAGAAAGAAAAGGAAAAUCGACCCUAUGUCCUAAGGUAGCGAAUGCGCAUUCUCUACAUACACGCCAUUGGAAUUCGUGCGCCGAACGAAGCAAGUGGUUGUUUAUUAUGGACUCUGAGCUGUGGAAGGUGUGAAGGUUAAGUGCGUGAAUUUUCAGACCAAUUGCUUAGAUUUUCCUAGGACAUAAUUUUGUGGAAGAGAAUUGCUAACCAGGUAAUUUCUGCACAAGCUCUAUAUGUAUACUAGCGUGUCAUGAGGUUUCAAGUUAAUGUCAAACAUUUUUGGCCUAUCACGUGGCCGCGCAAUCUCUCCUACCGAAUUAGGAGAGUUUGCUCAUUUCAAAUUAGGAGAGAUUGCGCGUGCUAUAUAUUUAAUACAGUGAGAGGAGAGUUUGCGCGACUCAUUUUACUUAUUAGGAGGCUAAUAUGAUGUUCUUUUUCUUCUAACUAGAUCAAAAUGCCAAACGUUUAUGUACGGAAGUCAAGUAAAGGGUCCUGGUCACAGGAGGAUCUACAACAAGCUAUCGGGGUCAUCGAAAAUGGGUUAUCCAUACGGUCAGCAGGCAAACAGUUCAAAAUUCCCGAGUCCACCUUAAGAAAUAGGUUAAAAAAGAAUUCUUUUGAAAAGAAAGGGAUGGGCCCAGAGGCACAACUAGGCAUUGAUGCCGAAAACAAAUUGUCUCUGCACAUAAAAAAACUUCAGGCCGUUGGAUUCGCACCAACACAACGAGAUGUAAGACACCUGGCGUUCAAUUUAGCAACAUCGUUGAAUAAGAAACACACUUUCAAUACGGAAACGAAGACAGCAGGAAAAGUUUGGUUUUCAUCUUUUAUGCGACGACAUCCUGAGUUAAGUGUCCGAAAAGCUCAAGGAAUAAGCAAAGCCAGGACAGAAGGAAUGAAUCGCGCUGAAAUAAAAAAUUAUUUCACUCUUUUGACUGAUAUUCUAACCGAGAAUGAUCUUUUAGACAAACCAGCUUGCAUAUGGAAUUGUGACGAAAUUGGAGUUCAGCUAAAUAACGAACCUGGUAAGGUUAUUGCAGCUAAAGGUAGCAAGGAUGUUCAUGUUAUCACGAGCGCGGAAAAGGGUGAAACAAUUACCGUUCUAGCUUGCUGCAGUGCAGAAGGGCAAUUUUUACCCCCUUACUGUAUUUUUAAAGGAGUCUACGCAAAAUCCCAACAUUUGAAGAGCGCACCACCUGGAACAGUAAUUAAAAUGAACAAAAAAAGCGCUUAUAUUACCACUGAACUAUUUAUGGAUUGGAUGACGCAACAUUUCAUUCCCCGAAAACCGACAGGUAAAAAUCUACUGGUACUUGAUGGCCAUGCUUCGCAUAUGAAUAGCGCAGAUAUGCUUCAAAUCGCCUCAGACAACGAUAUUAUCAUCGUUUGUUUACCGAGUCACACCACGCACUAUUUGCAACCUUUAGACCGGGUUGUAUUCAAACCUUUCAAAACCUAUUUCAAAGACGCAUGUGCAAAGAUGGUUUCUACUCGUCGUGGUACGGGGAAAAUUACAAGAGACGACUUCGGAGAACUUUUAAAUUUAGCUUGGUCUCGUUCUGCUACUGUGCAACUCGCCACUUCUUCGUUUCGAGCAACAGGUAUCUAUCCUUUAAAUAUGGAUGCUAUUCCUGAACAUGCAUAUUUGUUGUCGUGUGAUCAAGAUGCUCCUGUCACACCAGGAAUCGGAACACCCGAUCCCAUAUCUGCAACUGAUCAAACUCCAGUCACUCCCCCAAGCGCAAUUUCAUCAGAAGUGUCAUUCCUAGAUGAAGUUAACUCCCAACCUUCAACUUCUAAAGCCCGUUCCCCUGUAAAAACUUCAAAAGGAAACUCGCAACCAUUCUCCAAGACUUCACCUCAAAGUAAAAUGGCGACUUCACCGAAAUCUAAAAUAACACCAAACAAAGCUUUAGCAACAAUAUCACCUAUCCCUGCCAGUUUGGGGCAAUCGAAAGUGAAAAGAAAGAUAAGUGCAACAAAUGUGACUUCUCCUGAAUACAUUUCUAGCAAACAAAAAAAAAUUCAAGAAACGUUAAAAAAGAAAGAGGAUCAAGAAAGAAAGAAACAAGUUGCGACGUCGAAGAUCCAAAAAAUACCAAAAGGUAAAAAAAGGUUAAAACGUGAUUCUCCUCCAUCAACCUCGUCUGGUGAAGAAAGUGACCUAAUGGAACUUCUAUCAGAUACUGCCAUUGAAUCCGAGGACGAAGCAUGUGUUGAGUGCUUGGAGAUUUAUGCACAAACAACUUCGAAAUCGGACUGGAUAAAAUGCAUGUCAUGCAGUAGAUGGUUGCACGAGUCCUGCACAAUGUAUGUCAACAAGUGCUAUUACUGUGGCCGGAAAGAAAUCCGACAAAAGAACUUAAAGAAGUGAUUAACCUUUUGUUUUAAAUUUAAAGUUUUGUUUGAGUUAGUAAUUUUAGUUCGUUAUUAUGAAGAUAGUAUUUUAGUGUAUUCAAUAAUUAUAGUUAAGUAUAAGUAUGUAACCAUUGUACUUAUUCUGUUUAAAAAAUGUCAACAAAAUUUAUUUUAAGCAGAAAAACUCAAAUUUCUGCACACGCGCAGUCUCUCCUCACAUCAUGCGCAAACUAACCUACCUGGUUAAGAGAGAUGGCGAAAAAUCAUUCUUUUUUCAAAAUUUUGUUAUUCCGAAAAAAAGAAAGUUCAAAAGUUUUAAUAGUGAAUUGUGUAAGCGCAACAUAGCAAAGAUUAUAUUACAUUAGCUAUUUGGUAAAUUUUACAAAAAUCUUAAUUGUUAUAAAUUUUUUUCGAAUUGUGCGCAAACUCUCCUCGCUUUACCUUAUAUUAAAAGGUAACUGUCAUGCACACAUUAUUCAUAAUUGCGUUAAAUAUGCAAUGGAGUCUUUAGGAUUAGAUGUUGAAAAUUUAAUACUAAAAAUAUAUUCCCAUUUUUCAAUUUCUGCUAAACGCAGAGAAGAAUUAAAAUCAUUUUACGAUUUUGUAAAUUGCGAAUGGCGUGAAUUAAUUCGACACGUUGGAACUAGAUGGCUUUCAUUAAACCCAUGUAUUGAAAGAAUUUUGCAAAGUUAUUUAGCAUUAUGCAGUUAUUUUUUGAGUUUAGAAAAUUGUCCAUUACACAUUAAACGGUUACUAAAAAUUGAAACAAACUCUGAUAGUGUACCUGGUGAAAUAGAAAUUUAUUUACUUUUUUGUAAUCACAUUUUAAACGUUUUCCAAGAAACUAUUAAAGUACUAGAAUGUAACGAAACCACAUCUCUUGAUAUUUUUACGAUUAUGACGGAAUUGAAAAAAAAAAUUACAUCAAGAAUGGAAAAUCGGUUUUACGGAUUUGAAACAAAACAAAAAUUAAAACAACUGAAUAGUGAAAUACAAACUAAAUUACACGACGAAUUUAAUUUUUUUUUCAAAAGUCGCUUUAUUAUCUUGAAAAUCAUUUUGAUUUUUCUCAAGAAAGUUGGCUAGCGGAAAUUUCUCAUCUAAAUUUGAAAAGUGCGUUUCCCAAAUAUGAGGAUUUUGAAAAUAUUGUUGAAAAAAUAGCGAAUCCAAAUCUAGAUGUAAAUAUGGAUACAUUAUUUAAUGAAGUUUCAUUAAUUUCUGAAAAUUUCGUACUUAUUUUACAAAGUCCAGAUUUUUCUAACCUAAAUACUGCUACUAAAUGGAAAAAAAUUUUUAAUGAAGUAGGAAUUGAGAAUUCAAGAAAUAUAUUUUCUAUUGUGUCAUUUCUUCUUAGCAUACCUGCCAGUUCAGCAUUUUCAGAGAGAUGUUUCUCUGUUAUGAAUGUGAAAUGGAGAGAUGAAAGAAACAGGUGUUCUGUUGAUUUAAUUCGCGCAGAACUAUUAAUAUAUUUUAAUUUUAAGUACAACUGCGAACAAUUUUAUGAAUACGCCAAAAAUGAUAGUAACCUCUUAAUAGCUGCUAAAGGAAACGAAAAAUAUACAUUUAAAUUUAAGUAAACAUGAAAAUAAAGUUU